GUACAGCGGGGUUAGGCAGUAAAAAACAAAAACGAAACGAAAGCGACUGUCGUUCGAUUGUGAUUGGUUGAGAGACUGACGUCUGACGUCACGCGUUAAAACCGUAGGCAGUAACACGCACGAAAGACGAAAGACGAAGCGUCGUCUAUCGUCUAUCGUUUUUCGACCAAUUCCUUUGAAAUUCUUAGGCAGUAACACGAAAUGACAUUUCCAAUCGUUUUAAAAGCGACACGAUCGUUCGUUUUUGAGACGAUCGACAAAGGUGUCUCGUUUUGCCGCGAAGUCAACCGAAUCAACUUUAGUUAAAUAUCUUAAACUAUUAUUAAAUAUUAAAUAAAACUUCUAAGGUGAGAAAUCAAUUUGGUAUUAUGUUAUAAAUGAUUUGUUAGUUGAAUAAAGUAAACAAUUUAUGAUUUGGCAUAUUAUAGAUAUGUCUCGCAUGUGGACCGCCUUGAUGUUAGAAGCUGCAGAUGCCGAAGCUAAAAAUAUGUCUCGGCAGCGUGGGCAGCGUAUGCUUCUACAAAGAUUAAAGAAUCGCGAACGGUUACUCCAAAAAAUUCCGGAGUGGCAGUUUAGAGCUCAUUACAGGCUGAAUAAGGAAGAGUUCCACUCGUUGUGUGACGAGCUCAGGCACAAUACCAGUUUAAAAGGCUCGAAAACAACUUCACUGGAACUUAAGGUGCUGACAGCAUUGAACUUUUAUGCCAUGGGUUCAUAUCAGAAAGGUGUUGCUAAUGAGGUACACAUGAAUCAAAAAAGUGUAAGUCGGUGUAUCAGAGAGGUGACAAAAGCUCUGAAUGAGAUUUCAAAUAAAUGGAUACAAUUCCCACAAACAAGCACACAAAGAACUAAAAUUAAGCAAGGAUUUUAUACUAAGUUUAAUUUUCCUGGUGUAAUUGGUGCCAUUGAUUGCACCCAUGUGGCCAUAGUUCGUCCAGCUGCAGAUGUACUUUGUUUUUAUAACAGAAAAGGCUUUCAUUCUCUUAAUGUCCAAAUGGUAUGUGACAGUGAUCUCAGAAUCACUAAUGUUAAUGCCAAGUUUGAUGGUGCAAGUCACAACAGUCAUAUCUGGGCAAGUAGAAGACUGCAAAGCCAUAUGGAGGCUCUGCAACUAUCUGGCAAGUCAGUUUGGUUGUUGGGUGACAGUGGUUACCCUCAAAGGAUCUACCUUAUGACACCUAUUCUGAAUGCAGAACCAGGAUCUAGAGGAGAGAACUACACUAGAGUGCAUGUCAAGGCCCGAAACUGCAUAGAAAGGGCAUUUGGUUAAAUAUAGAUUUUGAUAUUUGUUAGGUCAGCAUAUCCUUUAUUAUCACCCUGAUUAUGCAGCAGAAAUUGUUAUUGCAUGUGUGGUACUGCAUAACAUGCUCAUAGAUUCAAGAGGAACUCCUACAGAUGAUGCAGAAGUACUUUUGUCCACUGCUCUUACACAACCAACUGUUGUUGAAAACGGGCCGGAUGUGAUUGUGGGGCGGGCUGUUAGGAAUAGACUAAUUAUUGGCAGUUUUUAGUUUGGUUGAAGAAGCCCACACAAUAAUGUCUAAAAGUGUAUUUUUAAGAAGAAAUAUGAUGAAGAUGAAUGUUUUACAAAUUAAAAAUAA
Molecule: messenger RNA, 1601 nt
Organism: Papilio machaon (common yellow swallowtail)
Lineage: Eukaryota; Metazoa; Arthropoda; Insecta; Lepidoptera; Papilionidae
Product: putative nuclease HARBI1
Exons: 5
Coding region: 410-1270 (286 amino acids)
Source: RefSeq, a predicted model, not a curated record